This is a messenger RNA of Serendipita indica DSM 11827, 843 nucleotides long. NCBI's taxonomy places the organism in Eukaryota, Fungi, Basidiomycota, Agaricomycetes, Sebacinales, Serendipitaceae. The record is from the annotation of a GenBank genome assembly.
AUGACCGAGGACCAUGCCACUUACUCAAAGGACUUUCCCGAAGGAUAUGGAGACUUUAAGCUCAUCGCCAGUGAUGGAGUGAUAUUUUGCUUUCCAAAGGCCUUUCUUUCCUGGAUGUCGCCCGUUUUCGCCGACAUGCUCUCCGUUGGUGGCGACACUUCAGACGCUGGGGACAUACAAAAGCAGGUAUCCGUUACAGAGGAUUCUACGACGCUAGAUCUUUUGUUGCGGUUCUUCGAUCCAAAGAAGAAAGUGCGCCCCUUGGAAGAGCAGACGCUCCCUGCACUCUUGGAGGCUGCGAGGAAAUACCAAGUACCAGAGGUCAUGGAUUGGUGGGAAGAACAGGUCAAACUGGAGAAGCAAGGUCCAUCUAACGAAGUGACUACGGUGAUUAAGUACCCUAUGCUCUCCCUCGCCCUGGCUGUUCGACAUGGCCUCGACAAUACCGCACAGUUGGCUCUUAGGGAGCUGAUCAAAGCACCCUCUUCAGAAAUUCAGACAAAAUUACACUUUGACAGCACACUUCUCACGCAUCUCAUUCAACUACGACAAGCACGCUACAAGAUACUUUCCUCAAAGAUGCUUGACUAUUAUAUGAGUCGCGAUAGAUGCGUAGAUUGCAUAUGGCACUAUGCAGAGCUGUCUCAUCACAUGGCUAGGCUUAUCGCCGCAUUAACUGACGAGCCUUCACUCCGGAUCUGUCAAACGGCAGUAUCGUGGCCAGUCUCUCCUUGUCGAUGGGUACAUUGGGCCAGCUCUCAAGAAAUGCUCGAGAAAUGGUGGAUCUCCGAGAUAACCACACUAGAAGACGAGCUUCCUUCCCUACCCGCAAAGCCAUGGUGA